Messenger RNA from Choloepus didactylus (southern two-toed sloth), 756 nucleotides. RefSeq names its product glutathione S-transferase theta-1-like. Gene Ontology annotation, cellular component: cytoplasm. The record is from RefSeq and is a predicted model, not a curated record. NCBI's taxonomy places the organism in Eukaryota, Metazoa, Chordata, Mammalia, Pilosa, Megalonychidae. Gene Ontology annotation, biological process: glutathione metabolic process. Gene Ontology annotation, molecular function: glutathione transferase activity.
AUGGGGCUGGAGCUCUUCCUGGACCUGUACUCGCCCGGCUGCCGCGCCGUCUACAUCUUCGAGAAGAACCGCAUCCCCUUCGAGCUGCGGCCGGUGGAGCUGGCGCGGGGGGAGCACCUGAAGCCCGAGUUCCGGAAGGUCAAUCCCGUGGGGAAGGUGCCUGCUCUCAGGGAUGGUGACUUCCUGCUGGCAGAAAGCAUGGCCAUCCUGUUAUACCUGAGUCACAAGUACCAGACACCUGAUCACUGGUAUCCCCAGGACCCACAGGUCUGUGCCCGCGUGGACGAGUACCUGGCCUGGCAGCAUGUCGCCAUCCAGCUGGCGGCCACCAAUGUCUACCUGUGCAAGUCUCUCCUGCCCCACUUCUCGGGGCAGCCCGUGAAUGCUGCCCAGCUGGAGAGGCUCCUCGGGAAGUUGACCCCUGGCCUACAGCACCUGGAUCAGGAGGUCCUGGCAGCCAGGCCCUUCCUGGCCACCGAGCAGAUCUCCCUGGUGGAUUUGAUGGCGUUCACGGAGCUGAUGCAGCCCACUGCCAUCGGCUGUGAUGUCUUCCAAGACCGACCCCGCCUGGCAGCGUGGGGUCGUCCAGGAGGCCCACAAGCUCGUGCUCCAGCCACAGGAUCCCCGCGAAGCCCAGCGUGACCCCCAGCUGGCCCAGAAGCUGGUGCAGCGGCUGCAAGAGCAGCUCCGCUAAGGGCUGGGCACGACCUGCUCACUCGGCACCCUGCUGCCCAUAAUAGAUGCCAUGUUUCCUUG